Labrus mixtus (cuckoo wrasse) is the source of this 589-nucleotide messenger RNA. Its product is annotated as dynein heavy chain-like. The record is from RefSeq and is a predicted model, not a curated record. NCBI's taxonomy places the organism in Eukaryota, Metazoa, Chordata, Actinopteri, Labriformes, Labridae.
ACUCAUCUACUCAUCUACUCAUCAACUCAUCUACUCAUCGACUCAUAUACUCACCUACUCAUCUACUCAGACUCAUCUACUCAUCUACUCAUAUACUCAUCAACUCAUCUACUCAUCGACUCAUAUACUCACCUACUCAUCUACUCAGACUCAUCUACUCAUCUACUCACCUACUCACCGACUCAUCUACUCGUCUACUCACCUACUCAUCUACUCACUGACUCACCUACUAUCGACUCAUAUACUCAUCUACUCAUCGUCUCAUCUACUCAUCUACUCACUGACUCACCUACUCAUAUACUCAUCUACUCAUCGUCUCAUCUACUCACUGACUCACCUACUCAUCGACUCAUAUACUCAUAUACUCAUCUACUCACUGACUCACCUACUCAUAUACUCAUUGUCUCUCAUCUACUCAUCGACUCAUAUACUCAUCUACUCAUAUACUCACCUACUCAUCUACUCACUGACUCACCUACUCAUCUACUCAUCGACUCAUCUACUCAUAUACUCAUCUACUCAUCGUCUCAUCUACUCAUCAACUCAUAUACUCAUCGACUCAUAUACUCACCUACUCACCUACUCAUAG